CGAACUCACUUCACGAGUUCGAGACGGUGCAACGAGACGCAGCCAGUGCAUUGCGUCCUCCUUUUAGCGCUCAUUUAAGCAUCCCAAAUCUUCUCAGACAUAAAAUCAACUGGAAUAAUCUGCGUUUAAGCGGCCGGAUGAUGGAAAUACGGAUUUUACUCCCUGCUCUGCUUCUUGUCUUCGGUUUCGGGGCAGUUUUCGCUCAGUCUUCCGCAACUAACCAAGCUUGUGAAGCGAAAAAUGGGACAAGCUGUGAGGAAUGUCUGAACAAUGUGACGUGCUUGUGGUGCAUCAAAACCAAGUCCUGUGUCACAUAUCCAGUGAGGACCAUCCUCCCUCCUCAUUCACUCUGUCCACUGAAUGACGCUCGCUGGGGCCUCUGCUGGAUGAACUUCCAGAUAUUGAUAAUCACAUUGGCAGUGGUUGGUGGGAUUAUCAUCAUUGCCUUCAUAGUUUGUCUCUUCUGCUGCUGCAAGUGUGAGAACUUUGGAUCCAAAAGGUUUGAAGCCAAGAUGCAGAGAAAUGCCAAUAAAAUGAGAACCAAACAGGAAGAAAGGAAGGCCGAGAUGAAACAGAGACACGAUGAGAUCAGGAAGAAAUAUGGUCUAAGUGGGCAGAAUCCAUACUCCAGAUUUGCCUGAGAACACCUGACAAAUGAGAUCUUACACCAUGGACACUGAGAAGAGCAUACAACAGACAUAUGCAGCCUGUCUUUUGCUUCUGACAUGAACUGAGAAUUAAUGUAAACUAUAGGACUGCUUCAGAAAAGUGAUGAGUAGUUUUGUAUAGGCAGCCUCCAGAGUCAUUCAGCCAAUGAACAGGUCUAUGCAAAGAACGCUGCUUUCACUGUGAUGACCCAAGAGGCUGUAACCAAGACUAGAAUAGACACGUAGCUACAGUACUCAUUAAAACUACAGCAGUCUAUUCUGUGGCUCAGUCUACUGUUACUAUUUAUUAUCUUAAGUUUAAUUGUACAGAAUUGAAAGAAUCCAAUCUGGUUGGUGAACAAUUCUUUUGUUUUGCUUGGGAAAAUCUGUUGCAGUUGUACAUUUUCAGGUUGCUCCUCUGAGUUGCUGCUGAGUUUAGAGAUGUACGUAGAGUUUCUAAUCUAUUUUUGUACUUUAUGUGAUUUUUCCUGUACUAAGUGAAACGCAUUAUUGUCAGAGGCCAUUUUAAUUGCAUCAUUGCUGCACUUUUUAGUGACAAGAAUGUGUCAGUUGAAUUUUUGGUCCUGAAGUUGGAUUUAAGUCAGUUUAAUUGUACUGUUGCUUUUAUAUCUUGUAAAAACAUACAGGCUUAAUAAACAACUUCAGACUGAGAA
This is a messenger RNA of Amphiprion ocellaris (clown anemonefish), 1321 nucleotides long. RefSeq names its product PTTG1 interacting protein a (gene pttg1ipa). Gene Ontology annotation, cellular component: cytoplasm; nucleus. The coding region runs from base 138 to 641 and encodes 167 amino acids. Lineage: Eukaryota; Metazoa; Chordata; Actinopteri; Pomacentridae. The record is from RefSeq and is a predicted model, not a curated record. The transcript is spliced from 7 exons. Gene Ontology annotation, biological process: protein import into nucleus.